CAUCAAAUUCUAGCCCCACCACCACCGCCACCAACACCAUCACCACCACCACCACCAAUUCCUCCAUUAAAUACGCGGCUUCAGCUUUGCAGGUUGUUCAUAGAUUGUUUUCCCUUCCUCUGCUUUCCCAUCUCUCUCUGAAUUCCUACUUGUUGAACUCAGUUUUGCUUUAAUGGCGUCGAAGAGAAUCUUGAAAGAACUGAAGGACAUACAGAGAGACCCCCCAACUUCAUGCAGUGCAGGUCCUGUGGCUGAAGAUAUGUUCCAUUGGCAAGCAACCAUCAUCGGUCCAAACGAUAGCCCGUACGCGGGAGGUGUCUUCCUUGUGACUAUCCAUUUCCCACCUGAUUAUCCUUUCAAACCUCCAAAGGUAGCUUUCAGGACCAGAGUUUUCCAUCCAAACAUCAACAGUAAUGGGAAUAUUUGCUUGGACAUACUCAAGGAACAAUGGAGUCCUGCUCUCACCAUAUCCAAGGUUUUACUGUCUGUAUGUUCACUGCUUACGGAUCCGAACCCUGAUGACCCACUGGUUCCUGAGAUUGCUCAUAUGUUCAAGACUGAUAAAGUUAAGUAUGAGUCCACGGCUAGAAGCUGGACCCAGAAAUAUGCCAUGGGCUGAACCGCCACCACCACCACCACCACCACCACCACCACCAUGUUUGGCCAAUUAGUCUAUAUCAUUUAUACACUCCAUGUGUUCCAAGGAUGUAAUUUGUAAUUUGAGCAUCUCUUUGUUCAGAAUAAAAUAUUGUAAACUAUUUUAAUACACUACAUGUUUGAUGUGUUCCAAGGAUGUAACGUGUAAUUUGAGCAUCUCUCUGUUCGGAAUAAAUUGAAAAGGUUGGUGAGUUUAUAUGGCAA
Cornus florida is the source of this 861-nucleotide messenger RNA. RefSeq names its product ubiquitin-conjugating enzyme E2 28-like. The record is from RefSeq and is a predicted model, not a curated record. Gene Ontology annotation, biological process: protein polyubiquitination. NCBI's taxonomy places the organism in Eukaryota, Viridiplantae, Streptophyta, Magnoliopsida, Cornales, Cornaceae. Gene Ontology annotation, molecular function: ubiquitin conjugating enzyme activity. The transcript is spliced from 4 exons. The coding region runs from base 173 to 619 and encodes 148 amino acids. Gene Ontology annotation, cellular component: nucleus.